Messenger RNA from Dothidotthia symphoricarpi CBS 119687, 1419 nucleotides. RefSeq lists its product as uncharacterized. Lineage: Eukaryota; Fungi; Ascomycota; Dothideomycetes; Pleosporales; Dothidotthiaceae. The coding region runs from base 1 to 1419 and encodes 472 amino acids. The transcript has 2 exons. The record is from RefSeq and is a predicted model, not a curated record.
AUGUCCUACAACAACGACGAUUCCUACGGUCAGCAGGGCGGCUACGGCGGCGGCGAACGCCGGAACGAGGGCUAUGGUCGCGAUGAGGACCGCCGUCAGGAGGGUGGAUACGGUGGUGGUGGUGGACGUCAAGAAGGCGGGUACGGAGGAGGGCGCCAAGAGGGAGGCUACGGAGGUGGACGUCAAGAGGGAGGCUACGGAGGCGGACGCCAGGAAGGCGGUUAUGGUGGAAACCAUCAAGAAGGCGGAUAUGGAGGGGGACGUCAGGAGCAGGGCGGAUAUGGAGGUGGCGGACGUGAAGAGGGUGGUUACGGAGGAGGUCGCCAGGAAGGCGGCCAUGGGGGUGGCCGUCAAGAAGGUGGCUACGGCGGUGGUCGCCAAGAAGGUGGCUAUGGCGGUGGUCGUCAGGACGAGGGUGGCUAUGGAGGAGGACGUCAAGAGCAGGGCGGCUAUGGUGGAGGACGUCAAGACCAGAGCAGCCAUAGUGGAGGUGGAGGACGCCAGGAACAAGGCGGCUACGGAAGCGGAGGCAACGGCGGCCACUCCAGCGCCUCGCAAGACUUUUACGGCGGCGGCGGAAACGGAAACGAAGGCCGCCAAGGAGGCGGAGGCUACGGCAGUGGACACCAAGAAAGCGGAGGAUACGGUGGCAAUGGUGGUGGACGUCAAGAAAGUGGAGGAUACGGUGGCAGCAGUGGUGGCCGCCCAGGGAGCAGCGGCGGCUACAACAGCGGCGGCCGUCCAGGAAGCAGUGGAGGCUACGGCGGUGGUAACAACAACCACCAGCAAAGCAGCAGCGGACACGGCGCCCACCAGCAAAGCAGCAGCACACGCCCCUCGGGCCCCAACGAAAACGAGCUGGGCUACGGCUCCAACGCAGCCUACGGCGGCACAACCCACGAGUUCGCGGGCGCAGCAUCCCACGCGCAGUCCAACGGCGGCUCAUCCGCAGACUCGAACCUGUUCGGCACCGCCCUCAGCCUGCUGUCAGGCAAAUCCGAUUCGCUCAAGAACGAAGACGUCGAUGAGGACGACGCGGUGCGCCAGCACGAGAGCAUGUACGGCAACAACGGCCAGGGCAGCAGCCGCCAGGCGUCGUCGAACAACAUGGGCGCUGCGGCCGCUAUGCAGGCGCUGAAGAUGGUCACGGGCGGAAGCGGGGGUAGUGCGCAGAGUGCCAAGGGCGGGCAGAAUCAGUUUAUUGGCCUGGCCAUGGGGCAGGCGGCGCAGCUGUUUGAUCAGCAGAAGGCGCAGGGCAAGACUGACCCCGGCGCGACGAAGCAAGAUGCCAUCUCUCAGGCGGCGCAGAUGGCACUUAAGUUCUACCUCAAGGGCAACACUGGAGCAGGCGGUGGCGGAAACAGCAGCUCCGGCGGUCUUGGUGGGCUGCUGAACAUGGCGAGUAAGUUCAUGAAGUAA